UUGGCCGGGCGGGGGCGCUGCCAUGUUGGAGGAAGCAGUGCCUUCUGUACUGUGGAAACGCCGUGGCUUCACAGGUAGCGUCGGGGAGCGCAGCCUCCUACCUUUCCUCCUCGCUCGAGUGUCGGUGCUGACAGGCGGCGGCGGGCGGGAUGGAGAGAAGUAGGAUGAACCUGCCCAAGGGGCCGGACUCGCUCUGCUUCGACAAGGACGAGUUCAUGAAGGAAGAUUUCGACGUCGAUCAAUUUGUGUCUGACUGUAGGAAGCGUGUCCAGCUGGAGGAACUAAGAGGAGAUCUGGAACUCUACUAUAAACUUCUUAAAAUAGCCAUGGUCGAGCUCAUCAACAAGGAUUAUGCAGAUUUUGUCAACCUUUCCACAAACUUGGUAAACCUGAAAUUCACAAGUCCUACACACACACACACACACUUUCUCUCUCCUUCAUAUUUAUUAAAAGGGCAGAGUUUUUAGAAACCUUUCAGUUGAUUACCCCACCAACCCCACCAGAAACUUGAAGAAAUUACCAAUUUCAUUAAUAAAAGAACUAAACUUUUUGGAAUACA
Messenger RNA from Mustela lutreola (European mink), 559 nucleotides. RefSeq names its product conserved oligomeric Golgi complex subunit 2-like. Gene Ontology annotation, biological process: intra-Golgi vesicle-mediated transport; Golgi organization; protein transport. The transcript has 2 exons. The coding region runs from base 150 to 467 and encodes 105 amino acids. The record is from RefSeq and is a predicted model, not a curated record. Gene Ontology annotation, cellular component: membrane; COG complex. NCBI's taxonomy places the organism in Eukaryota, Metazoa, Chordata, Mammalia, Carnivora, Mustelidae.